GAAAUGUUUCAUUUUUUUCUGAUUUUUUUUUUUUCCUCCUCCCUUCCCAGUAUAAGUUCAGAGACCUGACCAUAGAAGAACUAAAGAAUGUUAACAAGACCUACCCAAACUUCACGUUCUCCAUGAACACAUACACCUUCAAGGAUGGAUCCCAGAAGGACCUCCUGAAUUUUAGUGGUACUGUUCCAGUGAAAUAUGGUAAUUCCUAUAACAUACCUAUUCAUCUGUGGAUUCUGGAUUCUCAUCCCUUUGCUCCCCCCAUUUGCUUCCUGAAGCCAACUGUGAACAUGGGCAUUUCAGUGGGAAAGCAUGUUGAUGCUCAUGGCAGGAUUUAUUUGCCCUACCUGCAAAACUGGAGCCAUCCUAAAUCAACUGUCAUUGGAUUAAUCAAGGAAAUGAUUGCAAAAUUUGAGGAAGAGCUCCCUUUGUAUUCACUGUCAUCUUCUGAUGCAGCCAGGCAAUCGGAACUUCUCUCCUACAUUGCAAAGAUUACUGAAGGAGAGACUGACAUGAAAUCAAAGAGUAAAAUUUGUGGAGGCAAAAACGAAGGAUGUUUUAAUAAAAUCACUGUUGUUGGAGCUGGAGAUCUUGGCAUUGCGUGUGCACUAGCAGUUGCAGCAAAGGGUGCUGCAGACAAGGUGGUUCUUUUGGAUCUUUCUGAAGGUGCAGCAAAAGGAGGGACCAUGGACUUGGAGAUCUUUGCUCUGCCAAAUGUGGAGAUCAGCAAAGAUUUUUCUGCUUCAGCUGAUUCAAAAGUUGUGAUACUUACAGUUAAUUCUCUGGGUAAUGCUCAGACUUAUCUUGAUGUCAUACAAAACAAUGUGGAUUUGUUCAGAGGAAUUAUCCCAGCAAUAUCACACUACAGUCAGAACACUGUUCUCCUUGUUGCUUCUCAUCCAGUUGAAGUAAUGACAUAUGUGUCGUGGAAGCUGAGUGCAUUUCCCAAAAGCAGAGUUAUUGGAAUAGGUGCCAAUCUAGAUACUGAGAGAUUUCAGUAUAUACUGACAAACCUUUUGAAAGCACAGGUGCUGGCAAAAGAUGCUUGGAUUAUUGGUGAACAAGGGGAAGACAAAGUGCCGUCAUGGACCAGUUGUAAUUUAGUUGCAAAUCAAAUGGAAGCAAUGGCUGCUCAUAACUCAAGGGAGAAGGUGGCUAACAGAGCUAUGGAAGUUCUAAAGGGAAAAGGUCAGAGAUCUUGGUCUGUUGGGCUCUCAGUUGCUGAUUUGACUGACAGUAUACUGAAAGAUAAAAGAAAGGUUCAUUCUGUAUCCACUCUGGCAAAGGGAUGUUGCAAUAUAAACAGUGAAGUAUUCUUAAGUCUACCGUGUAUUCUUGGAACCAACGGAGUGAUUGAAAUGGUCAAACUAGAGGAAGAUCCACUAGUGCAAGAGAAACUGCAAAGCAGUGCAGGAUCAAUUCAUGACCUUCAGCAGCAGCUGAAACUGUAAGCGAGCCCAAGGGAAGCCACAGUGCCUGCUCACAGAAGUCAGAGAUUUGCUAGGCAGAAAGGGUUGCUUGGUAUAUAUGGAUUUCUAUAUAAAGCAAGAAGUUUUUUUACUUUACUUUCAAAAAGUGCUUUCUCAGUUUCAGUUUAAAUUAUUUAAUACUGCACUGCACAGUAAUUUCUUAUUUGAAAAGUGCACUUUUAGUAGCCAAAAUGAGGAGGGUAAUGUGCAAGAGUGUUUUACCUAAGUUCAGGUGACUUUUGUCUGUGGUUUUUUUGUGCUAAUUAUAGCCUGAUUCUUGGGUUAUUCUUAGCUCUUUGCUCCUCAUUAGGGCACAGCCUAGGAGAGCAGCUUACUCAGCUCUGCGGACACUCCAGUGUGUAGCGCCAACUAGAACUCUUCCUCCUGCUGUCUCAGUGCUGCAUCAGGGGCUGGUCCAGAACAUGGU
This is a messenger RNA of Fulmarus glacialis (Northern fulmar), 1893 nucleotides long. It is a transcript of the gene UEVLD, whose product is annotated as UEV and lactate/malate dehyrogenase domains. Bases 123 to 1448 code for a protein of 441 amino acids. Gene Ontology annotation, molecular function: oxidoreductase activity, acting on the CH-OH group of donors, NAD or NADP as acceptor. The transcript has 11 exons. The record is from RefSeq and is a predicted model, not a curated record. Gene Ontology annotation, biological process: carboxylic acid metabolic process; protein transport; protein modification process. NCBI's taxonomy places the organism in Eukaryota, Metazoa, Chordata, Aves, Procellariiformes, Procellariidae.